Molecule: messenger RNA, 1651 nt
Organism: Frieseomelitta varia
Lineage: Eukaryota; Metazoa; Arthropoda; Insecta; Hymenoptera; Apidae
Product: 4-hydroxybutyrate coenzyme A transferase-like
Exons: 6
Coding region: 109-1533 (474 amino acids)
Biological process (GO): acetate metabolic process
Cellular component (GO): mitochondrion
Molecular function (GO): acetate CoA-transferase activity
Source: RefSeq, a predicted model, not a curated record
CAACGGAUCUAAUGUAAUUGCUCUAUAUAUUCGACUUUAUCAACAACAUCUAGCAAAUUUUCAUUGUUUGUAUAUUUUCUGACAUGUCGUUUGUCUUCUUUUGUCAAAAUGUUCGGUCUCAAUUUUCGUCGAAAUUUGGAGUCAACGUUUGGUAAAAUUUUGCCAGUAAGAUCUUUUAACAUAUGCGGCGUAAGGUACAUACGAGAACCUUUGCAACCAUUAAGACGAUGUCCAAAGUGGGUUUGCGUUGAAGAUGCAGUGAAAAUUAUUAAUUCAGAGCAUUUAGUUUUUAUUCAAGGGGGUGCAGCAACGCCUAAUGAAUUAAUACGUGCCAUGACCGAACAUGCUAUUUGUAAUAAUCUACGUGGAGUACGAUUAAUUCAUAUGGGCCUCGAGGGUGAUGCGCCAUUCGCAAAUCCUGAAUUUGAGAAACAUUUCAGAUCUGUAAACUUUUACAUCAGUGCUAAUCUUAGAGAGGCUGUUAAUGAGGGAAGAGCAGAUUAUAUCCCUAUAUUUCUCCACGAAGUUCCAAAACUUUUUUACGAGAAGAGAAUUGUUGCAGACAUUGCAUUAAUUCAAGUUAGUGUUCCGGAUACGCGCGGUUUCUGUUCUUUAGGUGUAAGCGUGGAUUGUACGCGUGCUGCGAUUAGUUCAGCGAAAGUUAUCAUUGCCCAAGUUAAUGAACACAUGCCGAGAUCAUUUGGAGAUACUACUAUUCAUUCUAGUCAUAUUGAUUGGGCAGUCAAAUAUGACUGUCCUUUACCAUGCGUAGCUAGUGCUCCUCCAAAUGAUAUUGAGCAAGAAAUUGGCAAAAUAAUUGCGCAAAGGCUGGUAGAUGAUGGAGCAACCUUACAACUUGGGAUUGGUAACAUACCCGAUGCUGUUCUUUGUUCCCUCGGUAAUCAUAAAGACUUGGGAGUCCAUACAGAAGUACUUGGCGAUACAAUGGUAGAUUUAGCGGAACGGGGGAAUAUUUCAAACAAAAUGAAAAUAAAGCACAGAGGACGUAUAGUCGCUUCUUUAGCAAUUGGUACAAAAAGAGUAUACGACUUUUUACAUAAUAAUCCAUUUGUAGAGAUGCUUGCAAUUAAUUACGUAAAUGAUCCUCGAGUAAUAUCACAACAACCGAAAAUGACAGCUAUUAAUUCUUGUAUAGAAAUGGAUAUCACUGGUCAAAUAUGUUCUGAUAGUGUAGGCUGUAAAAUGUACUCUGGAUUUGGUGGUCAGCUUGACUUUACUCGAGGUGCGGCAUUGUGCCAAGAUGGUCGAGGAAAAGCUAUAAUCGCAUUUCCUUCGGUAACUAGUAAAGGGGAAAGUAAAAUUCAACCUGUACUUAAGCUUGGUGGUGGUAUCGUGAUAACGAGAGCACAUGCACACUACAUAGUUACUGAGCAUGGUGUAGCAAAUCUUUUUGGUAAGACAUUACGUCAGAGAGCAAAUGCAUUAAUUCAGAUUGCUCAUCCUGAUCACAGAGAAUGUCUUGAAAAAGCUGCAUUUGAAAGACUUAAAACUAAUCCAACAAAAUAUUUAUAAUUUAUAUAUAUAUUUACAAGUAAUGUGUUUUAUAAAAUUUUGUAACAUUAUUUGUAUUCGGUACAUAUCCGAAAAGUCUUUAUCUCAGUGUUUGUUAUAAAAUUUUUGUGUCAAUGUU